Molecule: messenger RNA, 592 nt
Organism: Spodoptera litura
Lineage: Eukaryota; Metazoa; Arthropoda; Insecta; Lepidoptera; Noctuidae
Product: gem-associated protein 7-like
Biological process (GO): spliceosomal snRNP assembly
Cellular component (GO): SMN-Sm protein complex
Source: RefSeq, a predicted model, not a curated record
UCAUAUAAGUGACAAGUAAAUCAAAACAAAGCAGUGCGUUUCGAUAUUUUUUGUUGUAAACAAUAGUUUCUUAAGUUAAAUACAAUUUGUUUCUGGAAAUAAUUGAAUCAUGAUCAACACUACUGAAGCCGGUGAUAGCAAUGUAACAGAAGAGCAGGCCGCUGCAGCCACACUUCGGGAAUUAUUUCUGAAAGCAUUCGGGGAACUUAAUGGCAAACCCUGCAGUAUACUGACAUAUGAAAAGACAACACUGAAUGCUGUAUUUGCUGCAUGGCAUCCAGAUGGCUCAGAGAUCAUUGUCCGUAACCUUCAAACUCCUGCCUGCUUCACAAUGUCUACAGCCCUACUCCGAACUCCAGAUGUAUUAGCUAUUAAAUUUGAUCAACCUGUUCAACUACCAUAAUGUAUAUAGUUAUGUAUUAGAACUACAUAGCUGUAUAUGUUUAACAUUAUCUUGUAAUGUUAAGUUGCAUCUAAGACUUCCAUGAAGAUGUACGAAGGAACCAAUCAAAUUGAUUGGUUGCUUUAAUUAUUACUUGUUUCUUCUUGUUAAGGUUUUUGUAAUGUAAUAUAAUGAACAGUAAGAAUCAUA